Molecule: messenger RNA, 4496 nt
Organism: Neodiprion fabricii
Lineage: Eukaryota; Metazoa; Arthropoda; Insecta; Hymenoptera; Diprionidae
Product: ATP-binding cassette sub-family C member 4-like
Exons: 16
Coding region: 55-4173 (1372 amino acids)
Biological process (GO): transmembrane transport
Cellular component (GO): membrane
Molecular function (GO): ATP binding; ABC-type transporter activity; ATP hydrolysis activity
Source: RefSeq, a predicted model, not a curated record
AAGACAUUGUUUCGCAAGUGGAAAAAGACCCUGUCCGGUUGAAUAAUUGUAAAUAUGGACAGAAGAGAGAAGACAAGCCGCAAAAAUCCUAAGGAAACUUCGAACAUAUUGACUCGGCUGUUUUUUGGAUGGAUGGUACCAAUUUUUUGGAAAGGUACAAAACGAGACUUGGAGGUGACAGAUUUAUACGAUCCUUUGAAAUCUGAUGAAUCCGAAAGCCUCGGGGAUCGACUCGAAAAAGAGUGGAAGAAAGAGCUGAUGAAAGUUGAACUGGAGGAGAAAUUGGCGAAAAAGAAAGACCCCAACAAGGCGGUGAAGUGUCGCCCAAGCCUUUUUUGGGCAAUUGCGAGAGUCUUCUGGGUGCCAUACAUGCUUCAAGGGUUACUCUUCUUCAUACAGUUAAUGGGACUUCGCAUAAUACAGCCUACACUCCAGGGUUGGGUUAUUAGAUACUUCGACCAUAGCGAAGAUUCGAUAACGAAAGACCAAGUGUUGAUAUACGCCGCUUGUUUGAUCCUUGUCACCCUUGGCGUCGUCUUCAUAACUCAUCACACAACGCUGGCCACUCAGCAAAUCGGGAUGCGAGUCAGGGUCGCCUGCUGUUCCAUGAUAUACAGAAAGGUUCUGCGCCUCGAUCUGGCCGCAGUGAGUAACACGGCUGCUGGUCAAGUGGCAAACUUGAUCAGUAACGAUGUUGCCCGUUUCGAUAUGGUCCUUAUGUUUCUUCACUACAUUUGGAUCAUGCCAGUACAGGUCAUUCUGAUAGGGUACGUGAUGUGGCAGUCAGUUGGACCAGCUGCCUUGGUCGGAAUCGGCACAAUGAUGAUGCAGACGAUACCGAUUCAAGGGUACUUGAGUAAUCUCAGCGCCAAGUUCAGAUCCAAGAUCGCGGUGAAGACGGAUGACCGAGUGCAGCUAAUGAGUGAGCUCAUUUCCGGUAUCCAGGUGGUCAAGAUGUACUCGUGGGAAAAACCGUUCGAACUGUUAGUGUCGAAGGUUCGAGCCCUCGAGAUAAAGCUGAUCGCCUACACGUCGUACCUCAGAGGAUUUUACCUGAGCAUAAUGGUUUUCUCGGAAAGAGUGACACUCUACUUGACCCUGAUCACCUUUGUACUGAUGGGAAAUUAUCUCACCGCUGACGUGACCUUCGUGCUGGCCACCCUGUUUAACGUUCUCCAAUUGACCUGUGCAAUCGCUUUCCCUCAGGCCAUAAUCCAGGCCGGUGAGACGGCGGUGUCGUUGAACAGAUUGACGGAUUUCCUAUUACUCGACGAAGUGAAAUCCAUGGAAAAAUCCAAUCAUUAUACGUUUGACCGCGCUGCCAGUCUUCAGCUCUCUGAAAAGACGAUUGAGAAGGUUCCGCAGCGUGAUCAAGGAGUUAGCAUCGAACUGGUGAACGUCUCUGCAAACUGGGUGUACGGACAACUACCGCCAACGUUGUGCCAAGUAUCGAUGGAAGUUAAAAGCAAGUCACUGACAGUCCUCGUCGGCUCCGUCGGUUCGGGGAAAUCAUCUCUUCUGCAUCUCAUUCUGGGCGAGUUGCCCGUCGGUGCUGGAAGCCUGUCACUGUAUUGCGGUGAGGGCAGCACGAGGACCAGGGUUGCCAACAAGGACAUCCGGAUCUCGUACACCAGUCAGGAUCCUUGGCUGUUCUCGGCGUCCAUAAGGGACAACAUUUUGCUUGGUCAGCCGUACGACGAGACAAGGUACCAGGAGGUCACCAAGGUCUGUGCUCUGCUAAAGGACUUCGAGCAGUUACCUCAAGGCGACCUGAGCUUCGUCGGAGAACGAGGCGCGUCUUUGUCCGGAGGACAAAGAGCUCGGGUUAAUCUGGCCAGAGCCGUUUACAGGGACGCUGAUCUGUACCUACUCGAUGAUCCACUCAGUGCAGUCGAUGCUCGAGUAGGUCGUCACUUGUUCGAGGAAUGCAUUAAUGGAUUUCUGAAGGAGAAAACCAGGCUCCUCGUCACUCAUCAACUUCAAUAUCUUAAUCAGGCGGACAAAGUCGUCCUUCUUAAUCAAGGCAAUAUCGAAGGUCAGGGCUCGUACGAAGAUCUGUCCAAAUCUGAUUUCCACAUUUUGGAUUCGGAGGAUUCGGAAGAACAUGAGGAAGUCGAUGUUAUCGAAGAAAGCAAGGAGAAAAGUGUGGAGUUCGAGGAAAAGUCAGUGACAGUGGAGAGCAACGGUGAACAGGAAUUGAGUCCUGCGGGGAAUGAAGAAGACGCUACGAGAGAUGUGAGUGAGGAGGAAGUGGCAAAGGGAAGCAUGUCGAGUAAGGUCUACUGGGGCUACUUUUUGGCGGGUGGAAAUAUGUGCACGCUAGGGUUAAUGACAUUAGCAUUCAUCAUCGGUCAAGUGGCGGCGAACGGAAGCGACUACUGGGUCACGAUUUGGACGAAUCAAAACACCUUGUUGAAACAGAAGAAUGAGGAAGAAAAUUCAACCGGCGACUUCGCUAACAUUGAUUCCGUUUGGUUCGACGAAUAUGGACUGUUUAAAAGAGACAUCGCGAUAUAUAUCUACACCGGGUGCAUCGUUGGAUCCAUAUUGGUACUCACUCUUCGCAGCAUGAUGUUCGUCACGGUCUGCAUGAACGCUAGUCGCAAUAUUCACAACUCUAUGUUCGCUAAUCUGCUCAGGGCUACCAUGCGAUUUUUCAACACGAAUCCGUCUGGACGGAUUCUGAAUCGAUUUUCUAAGGACGUAGGAGCCAUGGACGAGCUACUGCCGAAGGCGAUGCUCGAAGCAAUUCAGAUAUUCACUGUCAUGCUGGGAAUACUGGUAAUGGUUGCAAUUGUCAACCAGUGGAUGCUUAUCCCGACUGCUAUCGUGGGUACCAUCUUCUACACUAUCAGAAUUUACUAUCUUAAGACUGCGCAGGACAUCAAACGACUCGAAGGGAUAACGAAAAGUCCCGUUUUCUCGCACGUCAGUUCCACCCUGGAUGGCCUGACCACAAUAAGAAGCCGAGGUGCUUUGGUAGAAGAGAUGCUGAGAAAAGAAUUCGACAGCUAUCAAGACACGCAUACCGGUGCUUGGUACCUGACCAUAGCCGCUGCGACGGCAUUCGGGUUCCUCCUCGACCUAUUUUCGUGCAUUUUUAUCACCUGCGUUUGUUAUUCGUUUAUCCUGAUGGAUGAUGGAACCAUUAUGGGUGGAUCAGUCGGCCUGGCCAUUUCGCAAUCUCUUAUACUGACCGGAAUGGUUCAAUACGGAGUGAGGCAGAGCGCCGAAGUAAUCUCGCAGAUGACGUCAGUGGAGCGGGUUUUACAGUACACAAAACUUCCCCAGGAGGGACCUUUUACCACUGAGAAGCCUCCGCCGGACACUUGGCCUGAGAAGGGUGCCUUAGUGUUCAAGGACGUAUCCAUGAAGUACGCGAAGAACAAGCCACCAGUGUUGAAAAACCUGAACGUGGAUGUAAAGCCUGGCUGGAAGAUCGGCAUAGUGGGAAGAACCGGUGCUGGAAAAUCAUCGCUCAUUUCAGCUUUGUUUUGUCUGACUGGAGACGGACUUGAGGGCGAGAUCCUUUUGGACGGGAUCGACACGAAGACUGUUGGGUUACACGAGCUGCGUCCCCGGAUCUCGAUCAUCCCCCAGGAGCCGAUUCUUUUCUCCGCCACACUCCGGUACAACUUGGAUCCGUUUGAGCAGUACUCGGAUGCCCAGCUUUGGGACAGUCUCCGUGAAGUUGAACUCGGCAACGCCGUUCCAUCGCUCGACUUCCGCGUAGCUGGGGGUGGAGCCAACUUCAGUGUUGGUCAACGUCAGUUGAUUUGUCUCGCUAGAGCCAUACUGAGGAAUAAUCGGCUGCUUGUUCUUGAUGAAGCCACUGCCAACGUCGACCGUAGCACCGACGCCUUGAUCCAGACCACUAUCAGGAAAAGAUUUGCCAACUGCACGGUUUUGACAAUAGCUCAUCGCCUGAACACGAUCAUGGACAGUGAUCGAGUAUUGGUCAUGGCAGGAGGCAAUAUCAUGGAGUUUGGCCACCCUCAUUUGUUACUGCAAAAUCCAGACGGUCACUUCUCGCGAAUGCUUCAACAAACUGGAAAAGCGAUGGCUGAAAAACUGUCAAGGAUUGCCGAGAGUGCUUAUCAGCUCAGCUCCGAAUCUAGGGAAAAAUCAAAUGACAGCACAGUUAUCAGAAGUGAAGAGAUGACCAAUUUAUAGCGAAAUUAAGCAAAAUAGUCUAAAUUAUCGUGAAUUUUAGUAACCUGCAUACACGUAUGCUUGUAAGCAUGUAAUGAUCAUUAUUUUUGUCAUUUUUAAUUAAUUAAUUUUCAUUACGAGUUUGUGAUUAUGAUGUAUAAUAUUGUUUCAUCAUGUAGUUACUUGUAUUCGUUUUUUCAUUUUUCACUAUUCAUUGUUACCUAACAACAACAGUCAGAAAAAAAGAACAUAUCAUUAUGUCGAGCAAUCAUGCAUAGGUAUUUUUAAAAUUGUUAACACCCGUCCUGACACCUUAUUUAAAUAAAUAUAUAGUACAUAAUUAA